Messenger RNA from Colletotrichum scovillei, 4672 nucleotides. RefSeq names its product fungal specific transcription factor. The record is from RefSeq and is a predicted model, not a curated record. Gene Ontology annotation, molecular function: DNA-binding transcription activator activity, RNA polymerase II-specific; RNA polymerase II cis-regulatory region sequence-specific DNA binding; zinc ion binding. Gene Ontology annotation, biological process: DNA-templated transcription; regulation of transcription by RNA polymerase II. The coding region runs from base 1558 to 4107 and encodes 849 amino acids. The transcript is spliced from 2 exons. Lineage: Eukaryota; Fungi; Ascomycota; Sordariomycetes; Glomerellales; Glomerellaceae. Gene Ontology annotation, cellular component: nucleus.
GACCCGACCUCCCACCUCCAAUCUCUCCAAUUGAAUGGCCUAGAACGACGGCCGUGGAAGGGGGGUGGAUCACCAAAUCAUCACUAAACACACCACCACGACCGUCUUUCGACUGGCCUACCUUACUCAACCUUCCAAACUUCCCGUCCCGUCCACCACGAACCAGCCCAGACCAGGCCAGGCCUGACAAGGGCACUGUGUCCCUGCACGUUCGACACCUUUUUCUCUCUUCGGGGAUCCUGUACAUACAUCUCACGCCUCGACCUUGACCUCGAUUUUGACACGCUCGACUCACCUCAAAACCCCCCGGGCAUCUGUCCUUGACUGCACUUCUCUUUGAGGAGAAUGAGAAGCGGCAGUAGCAGUGAGAGAACCACUACAUCGUUGCUCUCAGGUACCCAUCCUCUGGAGGGCAGGCAAAGUAAAUCAUCAACAACCAGCCCGGUCUCGAGCUUCCCCCGACAUUCGACGGUCAGCAACGAAACAGCAGGUUCUUCAGACUUUUGAGAGAGAGAGAGAGAGAGAGAGAGGGCCACGGCGCCAGUCUCACGGUUCACCUCCAAGGUCGCCGGGCUAGAAGAAGAUACCUUGCCAAAGCAAGCAAGCCCUUCACUCUCCGUCCCUACAUUACUCUAUACCUUGCUUUGCCUUGCCUUGCCUUGCCUUACCUUGCCUCGGACGAGGCACUGGACCACACGGCACCCGUACCGCUCUGCACCACACACCCCCAACGCCCCGGGGAAGCUUGGAUCAUUCAUUCAUUGCAACUACCAAAUUUGGUCUCUUUUUUCCUAAUCCCAUCUAACCCCCUUCUCCUCUCUUUCCCUUCCUUCCUCACUCACGAACUCCCAUCUUCUUCUUAGAGCUUCAUCUUCUUCCAUUGGCGACGGAUCCAGGGCCGCUUCUUGAGUAACAUCGGUUACGACCUGUCCGGCAGACGGCUACUCCAUCUUUGUUGGACACGGCAGAGCAAACAGCUGUUACUGCCCACGCUGCUACUCGGACCAGAUCGCUAUCUCCAACAACAAGAUCGACGUUGCUGCAGCUUCUGCCUCUACUCCCGUCGCUCGUUUUCGCUUUGCGCCUACGCCGCACCCCCCUCCGACAACCACUUUCACCCGCAUUCACAGCAUGUGUGGCCGGCGAAUGACUCGACACCAGUCAGAUUCAAGAUCCAGCGUCGCGAACCAGAACAGAGGCAUCACUAGCCGUGCCUGGGAACUUGAAUGUGAACAACGUUGAUCAGCGCAUUGAUCUACAGAUACAGCUGUAUUUGUUGUUCAUCCCACUACUAGAAAUCGCCCGCUACGUGCGCGCGUCAAAGUCUGCACGCAGCGAAAGACACCCUCGAGCUUCGGACCACGAAGCCAGGCACUGCCGCUCGACAACGGCGUUGCUGCCGCCGCUUAGCUGUGGUGUGCCGCCAAGUGUGCUUGCCUGUGCUACGUUGUGCUGUGUUUCCUCGCUUCGUUGCUCACCGUCUCUCCCGCUCCCGCUGGUAAUCAUUGCCGGUGCCGAACGGGGGGGUUUCUAGAAAUUUUGCAUUUCACGGCACAAAUGGCCGCCGCAACCACCUCUGCCCCGGAAAUGGGCACAGUCACAACAACACUGCAUCCCAACACGAACCUUGCUGCAGUUGCUCCCAUGGGCUCGAUACCUAACAACGCCCCAACUCCUUACGAAACAUCACCAACUCUACCAUCUCCCCAUACUCUCUCUACCGGCGCGCCGGGACCCACGCCUGCACCUGCGGGAACCCCUGUACCACCACCUGCUGCCGGCGGAGCAUCAACCUCGGCGGCGGCGGCGGCAGCGGCAGCAGCAGCGGCGGCGGCUUCGGCAUCACGCAGUGUCAAGAGGCCGCGGCCCGUCAAGUCGUGCACCGAAUGUCGCAAGCGCAAGUUGAGAUGUGAUCGCAACUUGCCAUGCUCGCAAUGCCAAAAGUCACAUCGCAACUGCAAGUAUGCCGCCGAACACGACUCGUCAAUGCUCUCAGAUGGCUCGGAUGCCGAGAUGGGCGAGGUGCAGCGUCCGCCGAAACGGAACUGCCUGCCCACAACCGCGACAUCAGGUCCACAGACGGCUGAGUCGUCUUUUGUGCCUUUGCGCAACGGGGAAUCAACUGGUCACACUGCUUUGGAGGAACUCACUUCACGAUUGGACCGCUUGGAGAAACAAUUCAUGAUUAGGAGCCCUGCAGGCACGGAAUUCAGCGGAACUGGUCAGCGUUUGCCGCUAUCGCCGGAAACAAUUCGUGGGCUGACGGUGAAGAGAGGCGCCCUACGGACUCGAUUUUUUGGCCAGAACAGUGUGCGCGUUUUGUUGAACUUGUUUGACGAGGCCAAAGACUUCAUGGCAAACCAGUCCAAGAUUGAGGGUAUCCGGGAGACCAUGUACGGUCUGCAGAUACUACACAAGAGGAUCCAAGAGGAGUACCGAAAGUCCUUGUCCCCGAUAUCCGUCUUUGCCGAUUCGGUUAUCCCAGUCCAGAAGCGCAUGCAGGAUAUUCUUCCCAAGAAAUCGAUAUGUGACAGGCUACUGGCUUCUUACAUCGACACGUCCGAGACCAUUUACCGAAUGAUUCAUGUUCCUACUUUCAAAGAACAACACGAGUUGUUCUGGGAAGGGAAACUACAGGGGGACACAUUUCUUCCCCAGCUUCUGACUGUGCUGUCCAUUGGCUCGAGAUUCGAGACCAAGUCGAAGGGACUGGGUCAUGAGCGCGUGGAGGGAGUUCAUAUCCCCACAGCGUGCGCACUGGUCAGGUCGUGGCUCGAUGGUUUGAAGGGCAAACAGCUGGUUGAUUUGACAACGUUGCAGACCGAGAUUCUCCUCGUCCACGCUCAGAGGAUGACCACGCCGAGGCCACAGGAUUCGUGGGCGCAAUUAGGUUAUAUCGUACGCAUGGCCAUGACCAUGGGCAUGCACCGAGACCCAUCGGAAUUCGAACCUCGGGUGCCGGUGUUUUUUGGUGAGCUACGGCGGAGGCUGUGGUUCACGAUACUGGACAUGGAUCUGCACCUCUCGCUGGCAUGCAACCUGUCCUGCCUCGUGCGUGAUGGAGACUUCACCUGCCGACCUCCCCGAAACCUUGACGAUAGCGAUUUGUUCUUCGACAUGAAGGAGCUCCCGCCGAGCAAGCCCAUCGACCAACUUACCGACAACCAGAUGCAAGUAUACGCUGCUAUGACGUUGGGAGCUCGGAUGCAGGUUGCGCACCUGAUCAACCGCGUGGAUUCGAUCCGGGACUACAGCGAGAUUAUCGAAGUUGGGACGAAGCUCGACCGGUUCUUGGAGGACAUCAACUACCUGUUCCCGCGACAAGGUAUACUAAACGAAGUCGAAAAGAGCAAGCAGUGGAGGUCGAGGGUCAUCCUCGACAUGCACGUCCGACGUCCUCUGCUGGCUCUGUACCGCCCAUUCGCGCUCGGUUUGCCGGAUGCUCCAUCCCAGAUAUCGAGGGCUUAUUUGCGAUCUUCAAUGGUUAUUAUGCGAUACCUCGACGAACUCGACCCGCUCCUCAGUCAUUUCCAGGAUGUCAGCGACAUGUAUCACAUGGUACUGAAGAAGGACAUUUUGCAGGCAGCCUUUAGCGUGUGCUUCUACAUCAAGGCAGCAACCGAAUCCCAUAUCAACGGGAAUACAUUUGGAAUAGCAUCUACCGUGGCCAUGUCCCCGGAUCCGAUGGAUGAUGGGGUCACCUUCAGCACCGAAACAUUUGCGCUCUGGUCACCAUCUCGCUUGAUCAAGACGGUCGAGAAGACGCUCAACCUACUUGUUCGCAAUGUUGGUGGCAACGACGUCAAGGAUAUUGUCGCGCUCGCCGUGGUUCUGGCCUCGGUUCAGUCCACGAACCAAGAGCAGAAGCUGCAAGACAUUCGACGCAGCCUUCAAGGCGUGCUCGACGCCUGUCAGACGGCUACGAAUACUAGCCCCGAGAAGAUGUCCUUGCCCAACCCGGCCGACCCGAUGGAUCCCUACAUGCAGACGAGGCCUCCGUUCAUGUUUCAUGCAAAUGCGUCGGCGGCUGCGGUAAGUGACUACGGCGGCUGGGUGCUGUGGGACGGAUGGGACUGGGCUGAUGCGUGGUCGGCAGACUCCGGAUGAUUACGCGGACUGGGACUUGGACUACUGGAAUCCGAUGAUACCAGGCCCCUCCUAACAUAACAUGAUGCGGGGUUGAGGAUAGGGGUAGGAUAUGAUCGAGGGAGACCGGAACACCCCAAAAUUCGCCCGUGCCACGAACACCUUGUGGCUUGGGGUUGUUUUGCUGGGAUUCUGCGUUGACAAAUACACGACAAAUACCGCGGCAGCGGUACGAAACUCCCCCUUUGCGGGGACAUCAUGGCGAUCCAAGAGGACCCGUCGACCUUUGUCCUUGCUGGACAUGUACGACCAAUCACAUGUCAACCGAUAACAACAACAAGAACAACUGGACUGCCGGCGAGGAUGAGCAGGUCAUAAUUCAGCAGUUGUUACUCACUUGUAGCACUUCUCUGGGUAAGAGAGGGAUGCGAUGCUAGACGAUGAUUAUGCAGAUAUUCUAGCAGGGGAAACAAAGAGAUGCGAAAAAAAGCCCACUGUGGGCAAGGGUGAGCACACGAGUAGAAACUCUGUAAAUACAUUACACCAAAGAUACCAACAAGCAGCGGAGGAAGAAACCAAAAAGAAG